Messenger RNA from Rana temporaria (common frog), 1750 nucleotides. RefSeq lists its product as uncharacterized. NCBI's taxonomy places the organism in Eukaryota, Metazoa, Chordata, Amphibia, Anura, Ranidae. The coding region runs from base 132 to 1103 and encodes 323 amino acids. The record is from RefSeq and is a predicted model, not a curated record. The transcript has 2 exons.
CAAAUGUAUCCUCCUGGAGCCCCCAUGAUUUCAUUCCAGGAAGACUUUCACGUGCCUGGGGCUUUUUUCACGUGCCUGGGGCUUUUUUCACGUGCCUGGGACUUUCGCAAAAGUAUCCUCCUGGUGCCCCCAUGAUUUCAUUCCAGGGAGACUUGCGUGCCUGGGGCUUUUUUCAUGUGCCUGGUGCUUUUUUCACGUGCCCGAGGUCUUUUUUCACGUGCCUGGGACUUUUGCAAAUGUAUCCUCCUGGUGCCCCCAUGAUUUCAUUCCAGGGAGACUCGCGUGCCUGGGACUUUUUCACAUGCCUGGCUUUUUGUUUCACGUGCCUGGGUCUUUUUUUUACGUGCCUGGGGCUUCUUUUUUUUUCACGUGCCUGGGGCUUUUUUUUUUCACGUGCCUGGAGCUUUUUUUUGUCACGUGCCUGGGGCUUUUUUUGUCACGUGCCUGGGGCUUUUUUUGUCACGUGCCUGGGGCUUUUUGUGUCACGUGCCUGGGGCUUUUUGUGUCACGUGCCUGGGGCUUUUUGUGUCACGUGCCUGGGGCUUUUUGUGUCACGUGCCUGGGGCUUUUUGUGUCACGUGCCUGGGGCUUUUUGUGUCACGUGCCUGGGGCUUUUUGUGUCACGUGCCUGGGGCUUUUUGUGUCACGUGCCUGGGGCUUUCACAAAUGUAUCCUCCUGGAGCCCCCUUGAUUUCAUUCCAGGAAGACUUUCACGUGCCUGGGUCUUUUUUGUCACGUGCCUGGGUCUUUUUUUGUCACGGGCCUGGGUCUUUUUUUGUCACGGGCCUGGGUCUUUUUUUGUCACGGGCCUGGGGCUUUCAAAAAUGUAUCCUCCUGGAGCCCCCUUGAUUUCAUUCCAGGAAGACUUUCACGUGCCUGGGGCUUUUUUGUCACGUGCCUGUGGCUUUUUUUUCACGUGCCUGGGGCUUUUUUUUUCACGUGCCUGGGGCGCUUUUUUUCACGUGCCUGGGGCUUUUUUUUGUCACGUGCCUGGGGCUUUUUUUUGUCACGUGCCUGGGGCUUUUUUUGUCACGUGCCUGGGGCUUUCAAAAAUGUAUCGGUGUGAAGAGAAAAGUAUUUUUUCGGAGUAUGCUGCUAAGUGAUGUUGAACAUCCCUCGUUCUUUGAAGGAAGUUGGUUACACUGAAGUGUUCAAAGAUAUUUUUCUUAUGUUAAAGCACUUUUUUAUGUUUUGUGUUACAUAGUUAUAUAUAUUAAGAGGUCUAAUGACAGUAUUUUUUUAUUUCCCUGUUUUUGUAAAGUGACUGUUGCUAAAAAAAAAAAAAAAAAUGUGGGCACCCACCUGCAAAAAAGAUACUUUAAUAUUCUAUAAGAAACCCUUAAAAGCCACCUGUAGCUAAAGCUGGCCAUAGAUUGUUAAAAUUUUGUCCGGUUCAGCAUGGACCAUCUAUGGUGGACUUGAGGAGUCACUUGUUGAAGUGUUGGCCUCUUGAUCCAGCCGAAUUCCAUGCCGUCACUCGUACUCAAUUGCUCGGUACAAUAAUGGCUUCCUAUACAGAAUGGGAGAGAAGGUUGCUUGAGAUUCAAGAGCUAUUGGAAGUGUGUGCUUCGGGCAGAUCCUAACCAAUGGGGAACAUCCGUUGUCAUCAACAGACAGCGCAUUGGUCAACUGGCUUUUGAGGCUCUUCCAAGUUUGAUGCACGUGACAGGUGCUCUUGAACAUAGGUGGGACUUGCAGAUGUUGUGUUUUCUGUGAAAUAAAAGCUGUGAAAUGAAAGCUGUGUGAGACC